GGGGAGGGCGGGCCGGGGCGGGGCGGCCAGGCGGCCGGGGCGGGGCCACGUUCCAGCCCCGCGUCCCGCUCCGAUGGCCGCCCCCGGCUCCCCGCGCUGCCCCCUCUCCCCCGGGCCGCGCCCCGGGGCCCCGCACUGACGGCCCAUGGCGCCGCCCGCCGCCCGCCUCGCCCUGCUCUCCGCCGCCGCGCUCACGCUGGCGGCCCGGCCCGCACCCAGCCCCGGUCUCGGCCCCCGACCCGCUGUACUGUCUCAGCGAUCAUUGCCAGGCCCUCCUCUUUCCACGCCUGAAACGUUGGAAGGCCCCUGGGCUCAAGCCCAGAUGUCUUCUCUCCCCACACGCAGUAAUCCUAUUCUCUCGACACAAUGUUUCACAGCCAAUGGUGCAGAUUAUAGGGGAACACAGAACUGGACAUCACUGCAAGGCGGGAAGCCAUGUCUGUUCUGGAACGAGACUUUCCAGCACCCAUACAACACUCUGAAAUACCCCAACGGGGAGGGGGGCCUGGGCGAGCAUAACUAUUGCAGAAACCCAGAUGGAGAUGUGAGCCCCUGGUGCUACGUGGCAGAGCACGAGGACGGUGUCUACUGGAAGUACUGCGAGAUCCCCGCUUGCCAGAUGCCUGGAAACCUUGGCUGCUACAAGGAUCAUGGAAACCCACCUCCUCUAACUGGCGCCAGUAAAACAUCUAACAAACUUACCAUACAAACCUGCAUCAGUUUUUGUCGGAGUCAGAGGUUCAAGUUUGCUGGGAUGGAGUCAGGCUAUGCUUGCUUCUGUGGAAACAAUCCUGAUUACUGGAAGUAUGGGGAGGCAGCCAGUACCGAGUGCAACAGUGUCUGCUUCGGGGAUCACACUCAGCCCUGUGGUGGUGAUGGCCGGAUCAUCCUCUUCGACACUCUUGUUGGUGCCUGCGGUGGAAAUUACUCAGCCACGACCUCUGUCAUCUACUCCCCUGACUUUCCUGACACCUACGCCACAGGGAGGGUCUGCUACUGGACCAUUCGGGUUCCGGGAGCCUCCCACAUCCACUUCAGCUUCACCUUAUUUGACAUCAGGGAUUCUGCAGACAUGGUGGAGCUGCUGGACGGCUACACCCACAGAGUCCUGGUCCGUUUCAAUGGAAGGAACCGCCCACCUUUGUCCUUUAAUGUCUCUCGGGAUUUUGUCAUUCUUUAUUUCUUCUCUGAUCGCAUCAAUCAAGCCCAGGGAUUUGCUGUCUUAUACCAAGCUGUCAAGGAAGAACCACCACAGGAGAGGCCCACUGCCAACCAGACACUGGCCGAGGUGAUCACAGAGCAGGCCAACCUCAGCAUCAGUGCUGCCCGGUCCUCCAAAGUCCUCUACGUCAUCACCACCAGCCCCAGCCACCCGCCACAGACUGUCCCAGGAUGGACUGUGUAUGGCCUGGCAACUCUCCUCAUCCUCACAGUCACAGCCAUCAUAGCAAAGAUACUUCUGCACAUCACAUUCAAAUCACAUCGUGUUCCUGCUUCAGGGGACCUUGGGGAUUGUCAUCAACCAGGGACGUCCGGGGAAAUCUGGAGCAUUUUUUAUAAGCCCUCUACUUCGAUUUCCAUCUUUAAGAAGAAGCUCAAGGGUCAGAGUCAACAAGAUGACCGUAAUCCUCUUGUGAGUGACUAAAGCCCCGUCCCCAUGCCUGGGAUGUGAGGCUCCUCUGAGUGCAAGGCCGCAGGGGACCACCGCCCCUGUGGUUUCCUCUGAUGAACUCUUCCCUGCCUCCCCCCCAGCCUCUGCAGAGGCGCCUGCCAGUGGACUGGGAAGGGGCGCCCUGCUGCAGGGGCAGGCGUAGCCUGCAUUCAUCCUGCUUCGUCGGCUGCACUUCGGAGAGAGACACGCAAGGUCCCCGGGUCCAGGGCCUCCUGUGUGUGUGUCUCUCUCUGAUCUAGGAAGAGGGGUGUCAGGACACUGGGGCUCAGAUGGCAAAGAUGGCUGUGUCUAGCACUGGGUUCAGGUACAUUCUAGAUGGUUCUCGGGUGGUGGGUAAGUGUAGUGUACAUUGAGUCUUGCUUGCUUCUUCUCUGUGUUGUCCACACACAGAUCGCUUUCUCCUGGUCGUUAUGGUUUGGAAGAGGGGGCGGGCAGAGAAUUCCGAGGUUUUCUUGAGGGUUGGCCUGGUCCAGUUCUCCGACAUCCCAAAGCCCUAAAGAGGGCCCAUGUUCUGUGCUGACUCUGGGGCUUUGUUCUCUGGGCGCUGAAUGAGAACAGGCCUCCUCCCACCUGGGACAGCCUGAGAAGCAGGUCUGCUGACCCCUAUUCAUGUCAAACCUGAAACCUUCCACAUUUGGGCUUCUUCCCACAGCGUGGUGACCAACAGAGCAAGCUUGUGGAGUGGCUGCAUAAAACAUCCAUUGAUUUUUCACACAACAGACUUUACUGGAAGCUUUCAUAGGUGCUCAAUAACUCCUUGUGGGAUUGGAUUUGUCUGGCCUUGCCCCCAGGCAGCUUGUGGUCCUGUGGAACCUGGGCCAGGCCCUCAUCUCUCCAGGAUGCUCUAAACUGACUCUCGAUUCAGCACAGGCAGUGUGGAGAUCAUGGUUCAGCUUUUAGCCAGCAUUAUGUGAGGCAGGGUGCUAGCAGUCCCUCCUUUAGCUGUCCCUCAUUGUAAAAGAAAAUGAAAAACACCCCACAGCCGGUGUUCUCUGUCGCCCUCUCUUCCUCUUGUGGGGACAGAGUGGGGUGUGGAGGGCUUGGCGGGGAAGUAGAGGGCUCUUAGCCCUGGCCUCACACUACCCUGCCCUCAGGUGGGGAGGUGGGUCGUAGACUUGGCAUGAGGAGUGAGAGAGGGAGGGUUUGGGAACUGGAGACCUUCUGAGGACAGGCCUCCGAAGAUGGAGAGCUACAAAUGCAGUGCUGCAAGUGCAGAGUCAGUGCCAUCGCUGGUUUAGAAGCCCCACCAUCCAAAGCAGGCUCUGCCAACAGCAGCUGAGCAGAGCCGCCUGUGCCUCUGAAGGUCAGGCCUGAGCCUUUGUCAGAACGUGACUCUCCCAGAGGCACUCAGGCCUCGGGCCUUGCUGUGCCCCUGGCCUCACAGGUUCCCCCUUUGGAGCACUUUGCCUACCUGGCCUGAGUCCCUAAGCCACUGCCUUCCACGGCCCUUCCUGGGGUUUUGCUGUAUUGGCAACCCGUCUGAAACCAGCUGCUGCCAGAAAAACAGGGGGCCAUGUGGGGCUAGCUGGGAGGUGUCUGCCGAGAGAGGUGACACCUGGCAACCAAGAAAGAUACUAAGUGCUGGCAGGCAGAGGGCAUUCAGAGAAGGGCGACGGUGCAGUGUGUCCAUAGGAGGGCAGGGCACCACCCCAGGCACCAGGGGACGCCUCCCACAGCAUGGACCCGCUUGGCGCUGCCUUCACGCUUUGAUCUGGAAAGGGCGGUUACCCUGGAGCAGCUGUCCUCAGGCCCCUGGGUCUGGAGACAGCGGUCUGUCCCAUACAAGGACCACUGGAAAUACACUGACAUGUGCAGUCUCCCUUCCAAGCUAUUCCUGGCUUUUGUGGAAUCUCCUCUCAAACACAAGUGUCAGGUGUGCAGUCACAAAGGGCCCUGUGCUGUGAAUAGAUCCACUCAGAGCACAAAGGGAAUGUGGAAUUUGGCAAAGGGUUCACCCCGCCAAGAGGCAGUUGUUCGGCGGCCGAUGGCUUACUCGGAUCGCUGGCCUCUGGAGCCGCCCGCCUACCCUGCUCACCUCAUACCUCUGGCCACAGGGGCCAAGCCCCAAGCCAGGGUGUCUCCUGGGCCUGCAGCUGGAUCAGCCCUUUGUCAGCGAUCCUGGAAAUGCUGGUGACACCCCAGAACUCUCCUUCUGGCUGGUCCUGGAGCAGCCCAGUGCCACCAGGAUCCAUUAUGUCCAGGGAGGGACCACAGGUAACCCAAACCAACCUCAAGACAGCAAGGUUGGGGGGACAGUCAUAAAUUGUCCCAGGUCACACCUCCCUAAAUUCCUUGGCCACAGUCUGGCCAUGCUCUUGGUUGGCACAUGUUGACAGCACCCCAUAAAGAGUCCCUUGUGGCUAAGCUGAGAAAUAAAUUGUCCCAGAAGAGGUGAGGUGCACUUCCAGGAGCAUCGAAGGAGGAAGCACUUGAUCUUUUAAAAAACUACUUUUGAAGAGACAAAGUAGGGGUUUGGAGGUGAUUGGAAAGGUGACCCUGAGAAAAGCUCAUUACAGAUCACACAGCAGAAGACUAUGAAGGGGGUGGGGGCUCUGGGGACCACCAUGGACGGCGGCUCCGAAAGCACCCUGUGCAGAGCGUCUGCCUUGAGGUGCAGAGUGGAGGGGGCUGCAAGCUUGCGCCUCACUCAGGGCCUGUGUGCCCUCCUCAUCCCGUUCACUGCCAGUCCCCAGGCCGUCUUCUGGGCGCGUGUCCCAGCCUGAGGGAGGACCCCCGGGCAGCGGCUCGUGUUGCCUCCCAUGGUGGUUGCACCUUUUCUUAGCCAUGUUUCACAGUGGCCUUGGCCUCUCUAGAAGGCACUUGGUGCCCCGUGUUCUUCCCCAUGUGUCGUUGCUUACAGAGCGGCGAAGGAGUAGGAAUGAACCCCCGGUACCUUCCCCCACACCCCCCAUGCCAGAACAGGGCAAGGCCUCUCUGGGUGUAAGUAAGGUAACCUGGUUGCUUACUGUCACUUCUGCAGUGUGGGCUCUGGCUCAGGACUCCAAUCAGCCAGAAACCCACAAAGAUCAAAGCACUAGGGAGUACAACUAUCCUGGACCUGAGGCCAAACCUGUGGGGAAAGGCCUCACCCACACGCCCCAUUGUCAGCCCAAGGCAGGGCCAUUGCCAAGCCUCUGUGCGUCCUAGGCACUUAAUCCUCACAAGCACUUAGUGGACGGCCUCCCAGAUCCCGUCUGCCCUGCCUGACAAGGCCACCCCAGCUCUCCCCCAGAGCCAGGCCAGCUCCCCACUCCAUGGCCCAGUCAACUGGCAUGCUCUUGGGAUUCAAAUCUCCUGUUUGGUGUUUGAUGUCUGCUUUUGUUACUACCUUGGGGAUUUUUAACCUUUUGAUUAUUUCCUCUGGUGUCUUUGUUUACCUUCCUCACUCUUCUACCUCCUGGCCAGGUCUCUCAGCUUAGCUGCCCUGGCGUGGGGUGUUUCUCAAACCUUCCAGCCGCAGCUGCCUCCCCACAGGCCGGCGGGCUCAGGGCUGACAGGGCCUCACCCUCUGCCUGCAGGCCCCAGGGGUGUGCCCAUUGCAUGGGCUUCUGUCUUGCUGAGUCCCACAUACUCAACGAGACAGAAAUGGGGUGCGGAGGCAAGUCCAAGGCAAAUCUACCGCGUCAGAACGGAUGUGUCUUCAGGAGCACAGAGUGGGGAGCUGCCGCCGCAGGGUUCGCGCCGCAUCCAGACCUGCCCACAUCCAGACUCACCUUCCCGUGGGGAUCUUGACUUUGGAUGACAAGGCUUUAUUUGUAAAUAUGCUCUUAAUAUGCAACUUUGAGAAUAAAAUAGAAACAUCAUGUAUUUUAAAAUAUAAGAUGAAGUGUGACGCACUGUAUACAAUUUAAUAUAUAUUUUUAGGAUUUUGUUAUUUAAGAAAAUGGAAUGUAAUGGUACUUAACUUUUACAAAAGAGAGAAAAAUGUUAUUUUUACUGCCUGGAGAAA
Messenger RNA from Pteronotus mesoamericanus, 5621 nucleotides. It is a transcript of the gene KREMEN1, whose product is annotated as kringle containing transmembrane protein 1. The record is from RefSeq and is a predicted model, not a curated record. The coding region runs from base 146 to 1645 and encodes 499 amino acids. The transcript has 10 exons. Gene Ontology annotation, cellular component: plasma membrane. Gene Ontology annotation, biological process: multicellular organism development; Wnt signaling pathway. Lineage: Eukaryota; Metazoa; Chordata; Mammalia; Chiroptera; Mormoopidae.